GUUCACACUCUAUGCUAACACCAGAGCUGUGCGGACCUGAAGGUGGAAUACUGGGACAUAUCUGAGAAAUGCAUUAUGAGCCUGAUAAAGGAAGACUCAACAUGGACGACAUAGUUGUAGCAGGGAUAUCAGGCCGCUUACCUGAGUCUGACAACCUGGAGGAAUUCUGGGAAAACCUGAUCAACGGUGUGGACAUGGUAACAGAAGAUGACAGACGGUGGAAGCCAGGUCUGUAUGGUCUUCCAAAGAGGAAUGGAAAACUGAAAGACGUCAGUCAUUUCGAUGCGUCUUUCUUUGGAGUCCACCCUAAACAGGCCAACACCAUGGACCCCCAGCUGAGGAUCAUGUUAGAAGUGGCCUAUGAGUCCAUCGUGGAUGGAGGGCUGAAUCCAUCGACGCUGCGCGGCAGUAAAACAGGUGUGUACAUCGGAGUGAGCGGUUCUGAGGCCAGCGAAGCCUUCAGCCGAGACCCGGAGGAGCUGCUGGGUUAUAGCAUGACCGGCUGCCAACGCGCCAUGUUGGCCAACAGACUGUCCUACUUCUUUGACUUCAGCGGGCCGAGCACCGCUAUCGACACCGCCUGUUCCUCCAGCCUCCUGGCCUUAGAAAACGCCUUCCACGCCAUUCGCCAAGGCCACUGUGACGCAGCGCUAGUGGGAGGAGUCAAUCUACUGCUGAAGCCAAACACCUCGGUGCAGUUCAUGAAACUGGGCAUGCUCAGUCCUGACGGCACCUGUAAAUCUUUUGACUCCUCAGGAAAUGGAUACUGCCGCUCCGAAGCAGCAGUAGCAGUUCUCCUGACCAAGCGAUCGGCGGCUAAAAGGGUCUACGCCACAGUGGUCAACGCUGGCAAUAACACCGACGGAUACAAAGAGCAAGGUGUGACGUUUCCUUCGGGUGAGAUGCAGCAGAAGCUGGUCUGUUCUCUGUACCAGGAGGCCAACAUCUGCCCCGAGGAGGUGGAGUACAUCGAAGCCCACGGCACCGGAACGAAGGUUGGCGAUCCACAGGAAGUGAACGGCAUUGUCGGUGUGUUCUGUCAAUCAAAGCGAGAGCCUUUGCUUAUUGGUUCCACCAAAUCCAACAUGGGUCAUCCAGAACCAGCCUCUGGUUUGGCUGCUCUGGCGAAGGUGUUGCUGUCUAUGGAGAAAGGAGUGUGGGCACCCAACCUGCACUUCAACAGCCCGAACCCCGACAUCCCAGCACUGACCGACGGUCGAGUUCAAGUAGUCGACAGGCCUAUUCCUGUCCGAGGCGGUAUCGUAGGCAUAAACUCCUUUGGAUUUGGAGGUUCCAAUGUUCAUGUGAUCCUUCGUCCGAGUAAGAGGAGCGAUAAGAAACCAGCGGACGUGACUGACAAGCUUCCCAGAAUGCUUCAGGCCUGCGGACGCACAGACUCUGCAGUUCAAACCAUUCUCCAGAAGGCAAAGGAACACAUAGAAGACCACAGCUUCUUGUCUUUGCUGAAUGAUGUGUCUGCUGCCCCCCCCUCCAGUAUGCCCUUCAGAGGGUACGCUGUGGUUGGAGCGCAGAGUGACGUCAUGGAAGUGCAGCAGGUGCAGAACAGUUCCAGACCACUGUGGUUCAUCUGUUCAGGUAUGGGGACCCAGUGGGCCGGUAUGGGGCGGAGCCUGAUGCUGCUGCCGGACUUCAAGGAGUCUGUCCUGCGCUCAGAUAAGGCGUUAAAGGGCACCGGCCUGGUCGUGUCUCAGCUGCUCAUGGAAGCCAAUGACGCCACAUUUGAAGACACUGUCCACGCCUUUGUCGGCCUCGCUGCCAUACAGAUUGCUCAGAUAGACCUGCUCAGUAAAAUGGGUCUACAGCCUGAUGGAAUUGUGGGACAUUCAGUGGGAGAACUGGCCUGCGGUUAUGCUGAUGGCUCCUUAAGUCACAGUGAAGCCAUCCUGGCCGCCUAUUGGAGAGGACGAUGCAUCAAGGAAGCCAACCUUCCUCCUGGAGGCAUGGCUGCAGUUGGUUUGACAUGGAAAGAAUGCAUGGAACAGUGUCCUGAAGGAGUGGUCCCAGCCUGUCACAAUGCUGAGGACACCGUCACCAUCUCUGGACCUCAGGAGGCAAUCACUAAAUUUGUGUCUGAGCUGAAACAACAAGGAGUUUUUGCCAAAGAAGUACGCAGCGCUGGUGUUGCCUUCCAUUCCUAUUACAUGGCUUCCAUUGCUCCGACUCUUUUGGCAGCUUUGAAGAAGGUGAUCAAGGAGCCACGGCAGCGUUCAUCCCGCUGGGUGAGCACCAGCAUCCCUCAGUCUGAGUGGGACUCUCCUUUGGCUCAGUACAGCUCAGCUGACUACCAUGUCAAUAACCUGGUGAGCCCAGUGCUGUUCCAAGAGGGACUCCGUCUGGUACCGGACAAUGCAGUGGUGGUAGAGCUCGCACCUCAUGCUCUGCUGCAGGCCAUCCUAAAGCGCAGCCUGAAGCCCACCUGUUCUAUCCUCCCUCUGAUGAAGAGAGGCCACACCAACAACCUGGAAUUUUUCCUCUCAAAUGUUGGAAAAAUAUACAUGAAUGGGGUUAACGUGGACAGUAAGAACCUGAGCCCCGUGGUACCGUAUCCUGUUCCAGUUGGUACCCCUCUGAUUUCCCCCCUCCUGCACUGGGACCACACCCAGACCUGGGAUGUUCCCAAGGUGGAGGAUUUUUCCUCUGGUUCUGGAGGAUCCAACUCUGCCAUCAUCUAUAACAUUGACAUAAACCCAGAAUCGUCGGACUACUACCUGCUUGGACACUGUAUUGAUGGACGCGUCCUCUACCCGGCAACAGGAUACCUGCUGUUGGCCUGGAGGACUUUGGCCAGAAGUCUGGGGCUCGUGAUAGAAAGUUCUGCUGUAACCUUUGAAGACGUCACCAUCCACAGGGCCACGAUGCUUCCAAAGACUGGUGCAGUCCAGUUGGAGGUGCACCUCAUGCCAGCGACCAACAAGUUUGAGGUUUCAGAGAACGGAAACCUGGCUGUCAGUGGUAAGGUGAGCCUUCUGGAGGAUGCAGCUCUGGAUUCAUUCCAUAGCCGCAUAAGGAAAGAAGCCAAUACUGGGAACUGUGAUCCCAAAACCAGGCUUGUGGCGCCGGAUAUCUAUAAGGAGCUGCGACUGCGUGGGUAUGAUUAUGGGAAGACCUUCCAGGGUAUUCUGGAGUCAAACCAUUCAGGAGAUACUGGGAAACUGCAGUGGACGGGGAACUGGGUGGUGUUCUUGGACACGAUGCUGCAGAUGAUCGUGGUUGGUUUGUCAGGGCGCAGUCUGCGUUUACCCACCAGGAUCCGCUCAGUCUGUGUUGAUCCAGUCGUCCACCUGGAGAAAGUCUGUGAUUAUGCUGAUGGAGUCAAAGCUGUGAAUGUCCAUGUGAACCGCUGCCUGGACACGGUGGUUGCGGGUGGAGUUCAGAUCAGUGGUCUACAUGCUACUGUAGCCCCCCGUCGACAGCAGCAGAGCCCCCCCACCCUGGAGGAGUUUGUGUUUGUUCCGUAUGUGGAGACGGAGUGUCUGAACAACCGUGGGAAACUGACAGAGCAGCUCAGCCUUUGUAAAGGCUUAAUCCACUCACUACAGCUGAAGCUGGCUCCUCAUGGGGUCAAACUGUCCAUCCCGGGUUUAGAGGGGGGGUCCCAGGGUCCGUUUCCCAGCCCUGAGCAGUGCGAGCCCGGCCUGGUGCGACUCCUGGGUCUGCUGUGUAGUUUGGAGCUGAAUGGAAACCUUCACUCUGAGCUGAAGCAGAUGAUGGAGAAUGAACGCACGUGUCUGCUGGAGGACGGCCUCCUGCGGGGGCUUCUGGAAGACCCCGCCCUCAGACACUGCCUGGACACCGCCAUGGAAAACAGCACGCCUGGAAGGAUUAAAGUCCUGGAGGCUCUGUCCAGUGAUGGCCGACUCUUCUCCAAGGCCUCGUCUUUUUUCAACAUCCAGCCCAUGUUGCACGUAGACUACACGGCCACGGCGGCCGACCCGGACCUGCUGACCCCCUUCACAUCAACCUUGGACCAAAUGGGAAUGGCUUCGGCUCAGUGGGACCCCCGAACAGGCCCCGCCCCCGGGGGCUCGGCAGGGGGGGCAGACUUGGUCAUGUGUAACCACGCCUGGGGGCCGUUACAAACCGACGCUAAAGCGCUGGUGGAGAACUUGUGUUCUGCUGCGAAACAGAGCGGGUUCAUCCUGGUCCACACCAUGUUGAAGGGGUUCACACUGGGAGAGAUGGUGUCAUUCCUCUGUGACACGGAUCAGAGCAGCGUUCAUCCAGGAUUACUGACACAGGCUGAGUGGGAGAACGUCUUCUUGGAGGCGGGCCUUAGCCUCGUUGCUGUCAAGAAGUCUUUUUAUGGCUCCGCCCUCUUCCUUUGCCGUCGUCGGGUUCCUGUGAAAGACCCCAUUUUUGUGACUGUGGACGACACCAGUUACAGCUGGGUGGAAACGCUCAAACUGACGUUGGCUCAACCAUCAGACAGUCCAGUCUGGUUGACCGCUUCUCAGCCCCACUGUGGCAUUGUGGGAAUGGUGAAGUGUCUACGGCAAGAACCAGGAGGCAGUCGGAUACGUUGUGCGUUUGUGUCCAAUCUGAACGAGGCCUCAGUAACACCAACACUGCAGUCGAACGCUAAAUCCAUGCAUCCGUUACUGGAGAAGGAUCUGCUGAUGAACGUAUUCAGAGAUGGACGCUGGGGGGUCUUCAGACACCAGCUCAUCACUCACGCUCUUAGAGAAGAGUUGACAGAGCAGGCCUACGUCAACGUUUUGACUCGAGGUGACCUGUCUUCACUCCGAUGGAUCGCCUCACCGCUCCGUCACUUUGUGAACGACAAUCCCAAUGUGCAGUUGUGUAACGUCUACUACAGCUCGCUCAACUUCAGAGACAUAAUGCUGGCCACAGGAAAACUGCCCCCAGAUGCAAUUCCAGGUGACCUAGCCCUGCAGCAGUGCAUGCUGGGGAUGGAGUUCUCUGGUCGUGACUCAGGCGGUCGGCGUGUCAUGGGGUUACUUCCUGCUAAAGGCUUGGCCACAUGUGUGGACGCUGACAAACGCUUCCUCUGGGAUGUUCCCUCAACCUGGACGCUGGAGCAGGCGGCCUCAGUGCCUGUGGUUUAUGCCACCGCCUACUACUCUUUAGUGGUGCGAGGAAGACUCCGGUCCGGACAAAGUGUACUUAUCCAUUCAGGAUCAGGGGGAGUGGGCCAGGCCGCCAUCGCCAUCGCACUCAGCAAGAAAUGCAAAGUCUUCACAACAGUCGGUGAGAACUUCAUUAAAAUAAAACUAGUGUACCUACAGCAGAAGUUCCCUCAGCUGACAGCAGAGUCUUUCGCCAACUCCAGAGACACGUCCUUCGAAACACACAUUCUCAGACAAACAGGAGGCAAAGGUGUGGACCUGGUGCUCAACUCUCUGUCUGAGGAGAAGCUUCAGGCCAGUAUUCGAUGCCUUUCCAGACACGGACACUUCCUGGAGAUCGGCAAAUACGACCUGUCCAACAACUCCCCUUUAGGUAUGUCUGUGUUCCUUAAGAACGUCACCUUCCAUGGCAUCCUGUUGGACGCUCUGUUUGAAGAAGGAAACCCAGAGUGGGAGGAGGUGUCUGAGCUGCUGCAGAAGGGCAUUGAGGACGCUGUGGUCCAGCCCCUGAAGACCACCGUGUUUGGGAGGGACCAGGUGGAGCAGGCCUUCAGAUACAUGGCCCAGGGAAAACACAUCGGAAAAGUGGUCCUGCAGAUCCGUCCGGAGGAUCAGACAUUCCAAACUGGUUCCCCUUUGACUCUUCCUGCGAUCUGCCGGACUUUCUGUCCUGCCUCCCACUCCUAUAUCAUCACUGGUGGACUUGGGGGCUUUGGACUUGAAUUAGCUCAGUGGUUGACCGAAAGAGGAGCCCGGAAACUGGUGCUGACUUCCAGAUCAGGCAUUAGGAACGGGUACCAGGCAAAGCGAGUCCAAGAAUGGCGGAGUCAAGGUGUGGACGUGCUAGUGUCGACAAAUGACGUGAGCACGCUUGAAGGAACAGAAAGACUGAUCGGUGAGGCAUGCAGGAUGGGUCCAGUAGGUGGCGUCUUCCACCUGGCCAUGGUGUUGAAAGAUGGCAUGUUGGAGAAUCUAACUCCUCAGCUCUUCGUUGAUGUUAACAAACCAAAAUAUGAUGGCACCAUUAAUUUGGACAAAGUGACCAGAAAGUUAUGUCCAGACCUCAGCUACUUCGUGGCCUUCUCCUCUGUGAGCUGUGGCCGUGGCAACGCUGGCCAAAGUAACUAUGGUUACGCAAACUCAGCCAUGGAGCGCGUGUGCGAGAAGCGCCGCUACGAUAACCUACCCGGACUGGCAGUCCAAUGGGGAGCCAUUGGCGAUGUGGGUGUGGUCCUGGAGACCAUGGGUGGCAACGACACGGUCAUCGGUGGAACUUUACCUCAACGCAUCACGUCCUGCCUGGAGGCGCUGGACGCAUUCAUUUGCCAGCGGCGGCCGGUGAUGUCCAGCUUUGUCCUGGCAGAGAGGACGGUGGUCAAGACCGAAGCAGGAAGUCAGAGAGACCUGGUGGACGCUGUAGCACACAUUCUGGGUGUACGGGACGUCAACAGCCUGAACGCCGACGCCUCAUUGGCCGAUCUGGGUCUGGACUCGUUGAUGGGCGUGGAGGUUCGCCAGACGCUGGAGCGAGACUACGACAUCGUGAUGGCCAUGAGGGAGAUCCGCCAACUCAGCAUAAACAAGCUGCGGCAGCUGGCUAAUGGAAAACAAGACGUUUCAAAUGACUCUCAUCCAGCCAAGAGCGGCGUCAUUCGCUCUUUGAUGGACACGGAUCUAUCGCAGCUGUUGGUCGACCCUCGGGGCCCGACGGUGGUUCCGAUCAGUAAAGGUCAGACUCAGGACAGGCCGCUGUUCCUGGUCCAUCCCAUAGAGGGCUCCAUCGCUGCGUUUAAGACGCUCACAUCCCAGCUGACCAUGCCCUGCUACGGCCUCCAGUGCACCAACGCUGCUCCUCUGGACAGUAUCGAGUCCCUGGCGUCCUACUACGUGUCCUGUAUCAGACAGGUUCAGGCGGACGGGCCCUAUCGAAUCGCAGGUUACUCCUUCGGGGCGUGUGUGGCCUUUGAAAUGUGUUCUCAGCUGCAGAGGCAGAACCAGCCGGUGGAGGUCCUGUUCCUGUUUGAUGGAUCCCACUCCUACGUAGCAGCACACACACAGAGUUACAGAGCCAAGCUGACGCCAGGCAAAGAGUCUGAAGCUGAAACUGAAGCCAUGUGUGCGUUCAUACAGCAGUUCAUCAGCGCUGAGUACAGCAAGCUGCUGGACACUCUUUUGCCGUUGUCAGACCUGGAAGCUCGUGUGGCUGCUGUGGUGGACCUGAUCACCUCCACCCAUCAGGACAUCAGCACAGACCUACUGCGCUUUGCAGCUACUGCCUUUUACUGUAAGCUCAAAGCUGCCGACGUCUACGCGCCUGCUUCCAAAUACCAUGGCAAUGUGAUGCUACUACGUGCCAAAACAGCAAUGUACGCACAAAACCUUGGAGCUGACUACAAACUGAAGGAGGUAAGACACAAAUACAUCUGUGACGGUCAGGUGUCGGUCGUAAAUCGGGGCGACCACCACACCUUCCUGGAGGGCGGGGCAGCGUCCAUCAGCAGCAUCAUCAACAGCUUAUUGGCUCGUGGUUGACUGAGCCCCGCCCAACAUUCACUCCCUCUACUGAAAACAACAUUCCCAAAGUCAGUCUUUUCAGCAGGUGGUUCCAGAUUUGGACAUGGAACC
Sphaeramia orbicularis (orbiculate cardinalfish) is the source of this 7733-nucleotide messenger RNA. RefSeq names its product fatty acid synthase-like. Gene Ontology annotation, biological process: fatty acid biosynthetic process. Gene Ontology annotation, cellular component: cytoplasm. Gene Ontology annotation, molecular function: fatty acid synthase activity; 3-oxoacyl-[acyl-carrier-protein] synthase activity; phosphopantetheine binding. NCBI's taxonomy places the organism in Eukaryota, Metazoa, Chordata, Actinopteri, Kurtiformes, Apogonidae. The record is from RefSeq and is a predicted model, not a curated record.